GGGGCGGGUUACAGAGCUUUUGAGUAAAAUUGCAUCAGAUUUUUUUUUUUUUUUUUUUUUUGUAUAUAGAUCACAGUUUUGCUUUCACUAAAUCCAGGUUUUAGAUUGCACCAGUUGCAUAUACUGGAUCAUGGACUUUUAUGCGUUACAUUUUACGUUGAAUUAUUUACGUGAGCUGUGUAGAAAAACUCCGUGAAAGUUUUCGACUUCCAACACGCGGCGCACAGCUGAAGCAAAACGCACAGCUUCAGUCAGUGAAAAUCAUGUGGCCGUGCUAGUGUGGUUUCUUGUUCCUCAAUGUGGUAUAACGUUGUAAUUAGUGCAGUGCCGUGCUUUAUUUUCUGUUAUGUCAAUUGUAAAUGUGUUUAUAUAAUAUUGGAUAGUUUAGCAGCAGCUUAGCACGCCUAGCUUACAAUGGCCAAUUUGAGUUUACGGAGACAAAUGUGGAGAUCUCUGGAGCUGGCGACGGCCGAGCUGCGCCUGGAGCUCACCCUCGCUUGUGGACAGUCGUUCCGUUGGAGAGAAACAGCUGAGGGCCACUGGACUGGAGUGAUGGGUGGACGGGUUUGGACAUUAACCCAACUAAAAAACCAACUGUGGUACUAUGUUUAUGAAAAGCAACAAGACACUGCUCAUAAGAAGUGGACAGAAGAAGACUGUGAACCUGAAACUAAAUAUAAAGUUGAUGUGAAGGCUGAAGGACAUGCCUACAGUGAGGAAGAGAAGCUGUUGAGGGACUAUUUUCAGCUGAAUGUUAAUUUUGAAGAGUUAUACAAAGACUGGGGAGAGAGAGAUCCUCAUUUUAAAAAGCUUGCUGAUACAUUUUCAGGUGUGCGAAUGCUCCGGCAGGACCCAACAGAAUGCCUUUUCUCUUUCAUCUGUACAUCCAACAACCAUAUUUCUCGGAUCCAAGGGAUGGUUGAGCGGCUGUGCCAGACACUGGGCACCAAGCUGUGCCAACUGGAUGAAACCUCUUAUCACGACUUUCCCACCCUCUCGACUCUAGCAGAAUCCAAUGUUGAGACGUGUUUAAGGGAUCUUGGUUUUGGAUAUCGAGCUAAGUUCUUGCAACAAAGUGCUAAGACAAUUCUUGACUCACAUGGACCUAACUGGCUCAGUGGUCUCAGAAAUGUUCCAUAUUGUGAGGCACGCGAUGCUCUCCGCACUCUUUCUGGAGUGGGAACUAAGGUGGCAGACUGUGUGUGUCUGAUGUCUCUAGAUAAGCCAGAAGCUGUUCCUAUUGACACACAUGUCUGGCAGAUUGCCAAACGUGAUUAUAAAUUUGUUUCCAGUCAUGGUCAGAAAACUAUUACAGACAAACUCCACAGAGAUAUUGGUGAUUUCUUCCGAAACCUGUGGGGCCCUUAUGCUGGAUGGGCACAGUCAGUCUUGUUUUGUUCUGACCUCAAGAAAUUUCAAAAUCUGAAGCAGAAGCCAGUCACAAAGAAGCUGAAGCGAGAGAUCAAAUGUGAAGACACUGAUAAAGAAACAAUUCAAAGAAAAAUUAUAAAACAGGAAAAUAAUAAGAACAAAAGGCCAGUGUCAAAGAAGACCACAAAAACAUCUGUGAAAUGAAGAGGUAUUCUUGCAAUGUCUCUGGAAUCCACUAGAAUCUUUUAAUACAUGUUUGAUAAGUUUACAUUGCAAUUCAAACUAAAUGCUAUUUUCAAAUAUUUCCACUAGACGGCUGUAUGCAUUAAUGAAGUUAUUUAUGCAGAUCUGUUGUAAAAUAGAGAGAUUUUUUUUUAUAAUAAAUGUGUCUUAUAA
Boleophthalmus pectinirostris (great blue-spotted mudskipper) is the source of this 1767-nucleotide messenger RNA. RefSeq names its product 8-oxoguanine DNA glycosylase (gene ogg1). Gene Ontology annotation, molecular function: 8-oxo-7,8-dihydroguanine DNA N-glycosylase activity; damaged DNA binding. Lineage: Eukaryota; Metazoa; Chordata; Actinopteri; Gobiiformes; Gobiidae. Gene Ontology annotation, cellular component: nucleus. The transcript has 7 exons. The coding region runs from base 415 to 1575 and encodes 386 amino acids. The record is from RefSeq and is a predicted model, not a curated record. Gene Ontology annotation, biological process: base-excision repair; nucleotide-excision repair; base-excision repair, AP site formation.